Messenger RNA from Linnemannia hyalina, 948 nucleotides. NCBI's taxonomy places the organism in Eukaryota, Fungi, Mortierellomycota, Mortierellomycetes, Mortierellales, Mortierellaceae. The record is from the annotation of a GenBank genome assembly.
AUGUCGGCAUCAAAUGCCCCAGGUCACCAGUCAUCCCAGCAAGUCGACCCCGCCAUAGAAAAACUUGUCCGCGAACACAAGUCCCUCAAAGCCAAGAUCGACGUCCUCGAGGCCGAAAACAAGGCCCUCAAAAAGUCCCUCUUCGAACUCUCCUACAUCUACUCUGCCCAACUUGGCUCAUCCAACCACCAGCCCAACAAUAACAACAAUACCAACUCGGCGUCGCGUCCACUCCACAACAGCAAUAACAGUGGGAUCUAUGGCGACGUGUCUGUAUCCUCAACAAAUACAUCAUUACCCCCCACCGCCAAUAAUGCGUUUAAUGCAUCAGGAUCCCACCACAACGACAUGGUCCAGGCAGUUGGGCAACUCUUAUCCAACAUGUCGGCGGCCCAGCAGAGUCAUGGCGCAGAGGCUGCGUCAUCCAAUCCGGCUAAUAGCUCUGACGCGGCCUCAAGGGGCACAGACGCGCAGCUCAAGAACGCAACGGACCUGAUCAAAGUCGAGGAAGAUGGCGUGCGCCGCCUGAACAUGGGCAAUAUUGUAUCGAGGCAGGAUGGGUCGUCAAAGUCGGAUGGCAGACAGUUUUUCUUGAAGAAUGAUUUGAAGGGACAUCAGGGGGCUGUGUAUGCAGUCCAGUACUCGCCCAAUGGAAAAUAUCUCGCAACGGGCUCCUUUGACAAGACUGUGAGGAUCUGGGAUGGCACCACAAAUCAGAACGAGCUCUAUGUGCUUAAGGGACAUGGACUCAACAUUUCCGAUCUGGCGUGGGGUCACGACUCGACCUUGCUUCUUUCAGGAGCGUAUGACAAAACAUGCAAGCUGUGGGAUGUGGAGUCUGGCAAGCAACUGGACAGCUUUGAAGGCGAAGGAUUUGUCCAAUGUGUGCGUUUCCAUCCUCAAGGUAUGGACGCGGUCGCAACUAUGAUCAUGGGUACCGUUGCUUGA